Messenger RNA from Symbiodinium sp. CCMP2456, 195 nucleotides. NCBI's taxonomy places the organism in Eukaryota, Dinophyceae, Suessiales, Symbiodiniaceae. The record is from the annotation of a GenBank genome assembly.
AUGGCCAUGGCUGUGUUUGUGCGGAUCUACAAUGCCUGGGCAACGCCAGGUGAGACAGUGGGUGUCGAAGUGACCACCGGUCCCCUCGGUCAGGGCGUGGCGACCAGCGUAGGCAUGGCGAUCGCCUCCAAGUGGCUGGCGGCGAACUUCAACAGGUUGCUCGACUCAGAGCAGUUGGGCGUGCAGCCGAUCUAG